Molecule: messenger RNA, 1593 nt
Organism: Diaporthe amygdali
Lineage: Eukaryota; Fungi; Ascomycota; Sordariomycetes; Diaporthales; Diaporthaceae
Product: disulfide isomerase
Exons: 4
Coding region: 1-1593 (530 amino acids)
Biological process (GO): protein folding; response to endoplasmic reticulum stress
Cellular component (GO): endoplasmic reticulum
Molecular function (GO): protein disulfide isomerase activity
Source: RefSeq, a predicted model, not a curated record
AUGAGGCUCUUGACACGCCUCGCCCUCGGCCUGCUCGGGCUCUCAGCAGUUGCCGUCGCCGAGGACCCCUCGACCCCGUCAGCCAUCGAGCUGCAGCCAACCAGCUUCAGGACUUUCAUCAAGGAGAACGAUGUGGUCAUGGCGGAGUUCUAUGCCCCCUGGUGUCGGCAUUGUCAGACCUUUGCUCCCAAGUAUGAGGCUGCCGCCAAAACCUUGAGGGAACAGAACAUCGAUGUCAAGCUCGCCAAGAUCGACUGCACCAGGUUUGCUACCUUUUGCCAGGAUUACAUGAUCAGGGCAUUCCCUACCCUCAAGAUCUUCAAGGAGGGCCGUGAGCUGUAUCACGAGUAUGAUGGCCCAAGGAGGUCUUCAGCCAUCGUCGACUUCGUGAAGAAGCAGGUCCUAGCCACCGUCAAUCCUCUUGCCACUAAAGACCUUCACGAUGCUUUCCUCCGAAAGGAGAAGGAAGAGAUCGUAUUGGUGGGCUACUUUGCUGCAGACGAUGUCGUUGCCAAGGGGGCGCUCUGGGCCGCUGCCGAGAAGCUCCACGAGGACUACCCUAUCGGCGUCACUUUCGACGCCGCGGCCGCAGCAGCAGCAGGUGUCAGCUUUCCCGCCAUUGUCAUGUAUGAGCCCAACGGCGAGGGCAAGGAGAUUUACCAGGGCGACAUCGAAGACAUCGAGGCCAUUAAGACCUUUGCCAAGAACACCUACACCCCUCUCAUCGGCGAGCUAGGCUUCAGCACCUGGCGCAAUUACGUCUCCGGCCACAACGGUCCCACGGCCUUCAUCUUUUCUCGUUCCGAUGACGACCGACGAGCCGUCGUCGACGAGCUGCGGCCCCUGGCCAAGAAGCUCAAGGGCAAGCUGACCUUCGCCACGGCUGAGACGCCCGACUUUGCCGGCUUCGCGGGCUACCUGCACCUCGAGAACGGCGCCGAGAAGGACUUCCCGGCCUUCGCCAUCUACGACGGCGCCAAGCGCGGCAAGUACCCAUACACCACCCAGGGCAGCACCAAGGACCUGUCGGCGGCCAACAUCGGCCGCUUCGCCGACGACUUCCUGGCCGGCCGCCUCAAGCCCAUGAUCAAGUCCGAGCCGAUCCCCGCCGUGCAGAACGGGCCCGUCACCACCGUCGUGGCCGACAGCUUCGAGAGCGUGGUCCUCGACAAGAGCAAGGAUGUCCUCCUGUACUACUUCCGCGAGGACUGCCCCUACUGCCAGGCCCUGGCGCCCGUCUACGACGCACUCGCGAACACGUACGGCAGCGGCUCGGCUGCGUCAAAUGUUGUCAUCGCCAAGAUGGACAUCAUGAAGAACGACCUGCCCGAGGACGUGCCCUACGUCCCGUGGGUGCGCCUCUACAGGGCUGACGACAAGGCGAACCCUCUCUCGUACGAGGGCCAGAGGACGCACAGCGACCUGGUCAAGUUUGUCACGGAGCACAGCCGUCACGGCGCUGACGCUGUCAUCCAGGACCAGCAGGUGGUGGAUGGCGGCGCGCAGCAGGUCCCCAUCGGAAAUGGGAACGAUUUGCACGAGAAGCCGCUGUCUGGUGUCACGCCGGUCAAGCAUAUCCAUGACGAGCUGUAG